Messenger RNA from Grosmannia clavigera kw1407, 2160 nucleotides. RefSeq names its product metallopeptidase. Gene Ontology annotation, cellular component: mitochondrial intermembrane space. The transcript is spliced from 2 exons. Gene Ontology annotation, molecular function: metalloendopeptidase activity. The record is from RefSeq and is a predicted model, not a curated record. The coding region runs from base 1 to 2160 and encodes 719 amino acids. Gene Ontology annotation, biological process: peptide metabolic process; proteolysis. Lineage: Eukaryota; Fungi; Ascomycota; Sordariomycetes; Ophiostomatales; Ophiostomataceae.
AUGGCCGACAAGUACAAAAAUCCGCCCCAGGCGCCGCCCACCUUCACGGGCACCAAGGAGAGCAUCCUGGCCGAUGCCAAGGCGCUAUGUGAGAAGACACGAGGCAUGCUAGACCAGGUGGUGGCCGACGUGCCUCUGACGGAUACGAGCAAGGCGACGUUUGUGACGGUGAUGCAGCCGCAGGUGGAGGACGAAAACGAGGCGUCGCUGUCGGCGCACAUUCUCGGCUUCUACAAGUAUGUGUCAGCAGACGGUGAACUGCGUGACGCGAGCACGGAGGCGACGAAGCUCAUGGACGAUUUUGGCAUCGAGGCGGCGAUGCGCGAAGACGCUUUCCGGGUGGUGGAUGCGGUGGUACGCGAGUAUGGCGGGCGUUCAGCAUUGGAGGCGAUCGAGACGGCGGGGACGACGGACAGCAAGACGGGGCUCGAUGCGGAGAGUGCGCGACUGCUGGUCCGGGAGCACAAGGGGUACAUCAAGAACGGGCUGGACCUGAAGGGCCAAGAGCGCGAGCGGUUUAAGGAGAUCCAGAAGCGGCUCAGCCAGAUCCAGAUUGUGUUCCAGAAAAAUUUGAACGAGGAGAGCGGUGGGAUUUGGUUCACGCGCGAGGAGCUGGACGGGGUCCCGGCCGACGUCGUGGACGGGCUCGAGAAGGGGGCAGAGGGCACGGAGCAGGCAGGCAAAGUGAAGCUGUCGUUCAAGUACCCGGACCUGUUCCCGACGCUCAAGUUUGCCAAGCUGCCAGAGACGCGGCGGAAGGUGUUUUUGCUGAACGAAAACAAGUGCAACGAAAACGUGGCGCUGUUCCACGAAGCAUUGGUGCUGCGCGACGAGAAGGCGCGGCUGCUGGGCUACGACAACCACGCAGCGUUGCGGCUAGAGGACAAGAUGGCCAAGACAGUGCCGGCGGUGAACGAGUUUCUGGAAGACCUGCGGCAGCGACUGGCCCCUGGUGGUGCCAAGGAGGCGCAGCACUUGCUGGCCCUGAAGGAGGCGGACACAAAGGAGCUGGGGCUGCCGUUUGACGGCAACUACUACCUCUGGGACCACCGGUACUACGACCGGAUGAUGGUGGAGAAGGAGUACAGCAUUGACGAAAACAAGAUUGCCGAGUACUUCCCGCUGCAGAAGGCGGUGGUAGCGAUGCUCAAGAUCUUUGAGCAGCUGUUCGGCUUCGUCUUUGUCGAGCUGGGCGAAGAGGACCGGGCGCGCAUCAGUCCGACCGGACGGGCCGAGGACAUUGUCUGGCACGAGGACGUGAUCGUGUUCAGCGUGUGGGACGACGUGGCUGGCAGCGACGGCUUUGUCGGCUACCUCUACCUGGACCUGCACCCGCGGCCGGGCAAAUACGGCCACGCAGCCAACUUCAAUCUGCAGCCGGGAUUCGUGCUGGCCGACGGCAAGCGGCGGUACCCGGCUACGGCGCUGGUGUGCAACUUUAGCAAGCCGACGGCGACGAAGCCGUCGCUUCUGAAGCACGACGAGGUCGUCACGCUCUUCCAUGAGCUCGGCCACGGCAUCCAUGAUCUCUCAGGGCGGACGCGCUUUGCCCGCUUCCACGGCACGGCCACGGUGCGCGACUUUGUCGAGGCGCCCAGCCAGAUGCUCGAGAACUGGUGCUGGACGCCAGCGCAGAUCCGUGCCCUCAGCAGCCACUACGAGACCAACGAGAGUAUCCCCGAGGACCUGGUCGCCCGCCUGGUCUCCACCAAGCACGUCAACGACGCGCUCUUCAACUUGCGCCAGCUGCACUUUGGCACCUUUGACAUGGCCGUGCACACGCCCAAGACGCACGCCGAGAUCGAGGCGCUCGACGUCAGCAGCCUCUACAACGAUUUGCGGGCACAGCUGUGUCUGCUCAAGGGUCCAGAGUCUCAGGGAGAAUCUAGCAACUGGGGUAAUGGCCAGGCCUGCUUCGGCCACUUAAUCGGUGGCUACGACGCCGGCUACUACGGCUACCUCUUCUCGCAGGUCUACUCGACCGACAUGUUUGUGUCCGUGUUCAAGGCCGAUCCCAUGGACGGCGUGCAGGGCCGGCGCUACCGCCAUACCGUGCUGGAGCGCGGUGGGUCGCAGGACGAGAUGCGCACGCUCGAGCAGUUUCUGGGCCGCAAGCCCAGCGGCGACGCCUUUUACGAAGAGCUGGGCAUCCCAGUUUGA